CCGUGCUAGCGCGAUCUCGGCUAAUCUUGUCCCCGGGAGACCGCAGUUUCGCGCGGAAAACGCCGAACGAUCGAUCAUCGAUCUCACGAGAUCGAACGUCUCGAAGCGGAGCUCCGAGUGUACGUGUCUCUCUCUCUCUCUCCUACGGAAACUCGCGAGCGAGAGUGAUAAGGACGAGUAUCGAAGGCCGCGCUACGAUUAUUGCCGAAGACGUCGAGGCAAGAAAGAGAGAGAAAAAGAUAAGCGACGAAUCGCUGACUGUACGCCCGUCGACGAACACACGGUGUAAUUCGCGCGAUAGUUGAAUCCGUUCCCGGGACGGAUCCGUCGUGAAAGUGCUCAUUGAUAUUCAAAUGCUGAACACACAGAGCCGUUGAGCGACGGCUCACACAUUCUCGAGUGCGCUGAGAAAGAGAGAGAGAGAGAGAGAGGGAGAGAGAUACGCAGUGCGUUCCACUUUGAGCUUUCUCACAGUCGCGAGGUACUGAAGAUCAGCGAAGACUCACCGGAGCGUGACACACGAGAGGAUAUUUUGCAUCCUAGACACUGUUCGUUCGAUCAAGGUUCCAUCAGACAUCGAAGAACAUGCUAACUUGCAUAAUGAAGGCGUAAAAUUCUGUGCAUGAGGAGAAACGCUGAGAAGCGCGCAAAGCGUCAAACGGAUCAUACCUCGUCUAACACUCCUUUUGAAAGUCUCUUUCUUCCUUUCUCUCUCUCUCUCUCUCUCUCUCUCUUUCUGUCUCAAAGAAGGGGGAAAACAUCCGAAACUACAUCUAGAAUUCCGAGGAACGAACAAGACUCGAGUCGAACGAGGUCCGGCGGUCUGUGUAUCUCCUGAUAUCUUCUCCGAGCGGAGAUAUAGAAAGAGACAAGGAGAGCGGGUAGAAAGAGAGCGAGGGUGACGCAUCGGCUGGUGGGGGCUCGUGCAAUAAAGACAGAGCGAUCGAGUGGGAAGGCAGAGGAUCGGGAAAGAAAAAGAAGAGAAGACGUGGACAGAAAGGAGAAAGAGGAGGAGAGAGAGCGAGAGGCUGUUGAUCGAGUGUUAAACCGUUUAUCUGUUCAGCGAUUGUGCCGAACUGAGGAGAAAAGAGAGAGAGAGAGAGAGAGAGAAUCAGAAGAGACAAAGAGCAUGGUCCCUCUUCCGCCGAAAGACGGACAUUCCGUGACGCGAUUACCAGCAGCAGCAGCAGCUUUUGUUUGUUGACUCGAGGAGCGACGUGUGCAGUCCGGCCAAGUCUCUCCGGUUGUCCGGGGACGACAGCGCGACGUUACGACUUCGUUGAUUACGACUGCACCGCCUCCUCGGUAUUUCUCUCCCUCACUCUCUCCCUAUCUUUCUCUCUCUCUCUCUCUCUCGCUCUCUUUCUCCACCCGCGCCCUUGCCUCGCCGGAGGGGCGCUCGCAGCCUCUUUAAUCUUCCUUUUUGCCGGCACUUGGCAUUCGUGAGCGAUUCGACAAACGGAGGAAGGAUCAUCGAUCCAGAAAGAGAGAGAGAGAGAGAGGAGAAGACUGACGGCGUCGCGAUCGACGGCCGAUCGACUGUGCGUCUUGCCACUCAAGGACCAUGGAAGAAAAGAUCAAACUAUUCGCCGAUAAGGUGAGUUACGGCUACGGGACGAGUAUCCCUCCGCUGAGCAUUGUCGAGGACGAAAAUGACAAUGGAAACGACGUGUCGUCACGGAAGGUGAUCUUCUGCGUCCAUGGAAAAUUGUCGGGCUGCUGCACGGUGGUGAAGAGCUCUACCGACGAGACAUCUACCGCAGAGUAUCAACAGAAUCCAGUACCACCGGAGGACCAUUGUCACAGAGAGAGGAAUGAGGAGAUCGACAAGAAAGCCCGAAAGAAACUGCUGCUCGCCAGUGCGCUCUGCGUCGUUUUCAUGAUAGCAGAAAUCGUCGGUGGAGUAUUAUCGAAUAGUUUGGCGAUAGCGACCGAUGCUGCCCAUCUGUUGACAGACUUCGCGUCGUUCAUGAUAUCCCUCUUUUCCAUUUGGGUCGCGAACAGACCGGCCACCAGAAAAAUGCCUUUCGGCUGGUAUCGCGCUGAAGUCAUCGGCGCGUUGACGUCGGUUUUGCUGAUAUGGGUGGUCACGGGGAUCCUGUUUUAUCUCGCAAUCGAGAGAAUCGUCCACAAAGAUUUCGAGCUGGACGCCACGGUGAUGUUGAUCACGUCUGCAGUUGGUGUCGCGGUAAAUCUAGUAAUGGGCCUGUCGUUGCAUCAACAUGGUCAUAGUCAUGGUGGACAUGUUGGUGGUGGACAUAGUCACGGCAGUGGACAUAGUCACGGCGGUGGACAUAGUCACGGCGGUGGACAUAGCCACGGCGACAAAGACGUGGAAAACGCACACGACGAUGAUUUGAAGGAUGAAAAGAGCAACAUCAACGUGCGUGCGGCCUUCAUUCACGUAUUAGGCGAUUUUAUUCAGAGUAUAGGAGUGUUCAUCGCCGCAUUAGUCAUUUACUUUAAGCCAGAUUGGAGCAUAGUGGAUCCAAUAUGUACGUUCCUGUUCUCUAUAUUAGUUAUACUUACCACGGUGGCCAUUAUCAAAGACGUGAUGAACGUCCUGAUGGAAGGAAUCCCCAAAGGCUUCGAGUAUUCUCACGUGGAAAACACUUUCAUGCAAAUAGAUGGUGUCGUUAAGGUGCACAAUCUUCGAAUCUGGGCGCUCUCGCUCGACAAGACCGCUUUAUCAGCGCACCUUGCUAUAAAACCUGGGACAAGCCCACAGAAUAUCCUGCGCACAGCCACACGAAAUAUCCACGACAACUACAAAUUCUUCGAGAUGACGUUACAGAUAGAGGAAUUCAACGAGCGAAUGGAGAACUGCAAGCAAUGUAAAGCGUUGUCAUAAUAAAGCCUACCGUUAUUGUACUUAUUUACUCGCGAUCUACGUUCGACGAACGCAUCGGAGAUAAUAAAUUUAGAUACUUCGUAAUUGGUUACGAUGCACAGACGAAUAAAGACGUCGAAAUUGUUUCACGCACGGAGACAUCGUGCGUGUUUUAUGUUGAACCUACGUUGCAGUCUUUCCUCAUGGUUUCGUAAAAAGAAACGCACGAACAAUAUCGACCAUAAUAUAAUUAUGAUGAUUGCGAUGUGAAUAGUCCCAGUUUCUUGUUAUCGAAUUUAAGUAAAUUAUAUAACCAUAGCUAUCCACCUGAUAAGUUAUAUAAUUAGCAAUAAGUCGUUAUCUCAGUUACCCGUUACAAUUUUGUAAUCGUCUACCUUCGAUAUUAUGCGUUAGCAGCUCGUGCAGUCACGAGAUGCGAGCAUUGUGAUCGAUAUUUAUUUUAAAAGUGACUUAUAUUUUACAAUAAAAGUUACCAGCUCGUUAACUUGCAGCUCGAUCGUUCAAAAUCUAAGAUCCGUGUCUAAGAUCUUGGUCGAUUUCGCGAUCGUAAUGACUUUAUGAAUAAAUAGAAAUAAUAUAUUUUCUCAACGAAAAUAUACGUCGCUUUAAAGCUCAUAGAUAAGCAGGCGCUCGCAUUCCCAGGUGCAAAUUGGGGAACACCAUUCAUCAUGCAAAUGUCACUAUAUUUUGCGUAAACAAGCGACACACAUGCGUAAUCGUUUAACACGUUCGUUAUUACACAUGUGUGACGCACCGAUUUACAAAGUUCCAAUUCAUGUACAUACAAAAUUUUCAACUUUAAUUAAGACGUUCGUUACUAACGUCAUAUAUAAGAUGUUUCUUAAGUAUCAGAUCAUACUCGAGAGCGAUUCUUUGGUUUAUUUCAAAUAAAAAUGUUUA
This is a messenger RNA of Dinoponera quadriceps, 3751 nucleotides long. Its product is annotated as zinc transporter 2-like. The coding region runs from base 1565 to 2851 and encodes 428 amino acids. The record is from RefSeq and is a predicted model, not a curated record. Gene Ontology annotation, cellular component: plasma membrane. The transcript has 8 exons. Gene Ontology annotation, biological process: zinc ion transmembrane transport; response to zinc ion. NCBI's taxonomy places the organism in Eukaryota, Metazoa, Arthropoda, Insecta, Hymenoptera, Formicidae. Gene Ontology annotation, molecular function: zinc ion transmembrane transporter activity.